Molecule: messenger RNA, 1346 nt
Organism: Brassica napus (rape)
Lineage: Eukaryota; Viridiplantae; Streptophyta; Magnoliopsida; Brassicales; Brassicaceae
Product: putative F-box protein At1g47800
Exons: 1
Coding region: 130-1053 (307 amino acids)
Molecular function (GO): protein binding
Source: RefSeq, a predicted model, not a curated record
ACUAAGAAUCUAACAGUAUUAAAUUAUAUUUAUUUACUAGGAUUUUGUGCACAUUCAUAUUUUAUUUAUAUUUGUUCCAUGAUAUAACCUUUUUUAUUUAGAGUUUGUAGAAUUCACCACCAAGAAGCAAUGGAAGACUUACAACUAUCUCUGUCACGACAACUUGACCUAGAUCAUGCCGGAAACAGCACAACAACCAUUCCUUUCGAUCUCAUCAUCGAUAUAUUCUCUCUACUUCCUGCAAAAUCGCUCAUCCGAUUCCUAUCCGUGUCGAAGCUGUGGUUCUCUACCAUCCGCAGCAAAACUUUUGUGGAUAUGUUCCUUACUAGGUCAAUGACUCGGCCUCGUCUCCUUUUCACGUUCUAUCACAUAGAGUCCCGGAGGAAUUUCAUCUUCUCGGCUCCUGAAUACGAAUACAGCGACGAUGGUAAAUAUUUCUCCAGUGCCAUGGCAAGAUACGACAUGACGAUCUCGGAUCUCGACCACUACAGGUUCUGUGGUUCUGUCAACGGUUUCAUCUGCUUUAUAAGUGGCGUUUCGGGCCCUUUUUGUAAUUGGAUCCCCCCUUUUAGUUCGAUCACCGUUUAUAAUCCCACCACUAGACAGCUUGUGAAGCUGCCAGACUUUACAUCCAACGGAAGAUACGUGUACGCAUGUCUUGGGUACGAUCCAGUCGAAGAUCAGUACAAGGUGUUGUGUGUGAUGAUGUUCGGCCCUGGAAGCCAAGAUAUCCAACAGGAGCAUUUCGUUUGCACUCUGAGUUCAUUUCAGCAACAAGAGUGGAGAAAGAUCGAGAACCCGACCGGAGAUAAUUACCGCAGUGUCUUCUUCGAACGGAUAUGCAUCGAUGGUGCCUUAUACUACGGAGCUGAUGAGUCAAGAAUUGUUAGAUUCGAUGUUAGAUCAGAGAAGAUUGAGUUUAUUAAAACACCACAUAUCUGGACAUCAUACCAUUCCGCUCUUAUAAAUUACAAUGGUAAAUUGGGAGUUUUAGAACGUUCUUGCACAACAAAUAUGAUGACAUUGUCGGUUCUUGAGGAUGCUGAGAAAUAAGAAUGGUCGAGCAUGACAUAUGCCUUACCUAUUGGGUGGGACGCUCUACUUGGGUAUGCAAUGACUGAAGGAGAAAUCCAUGGGAGCCAUAUGGUGUUUUGUCCACCAUUUAAUGUUUUGUAUUAUGAUUUUGAUAUAGAUUGUAUAUGUACAGUCAGGAUCCGAGGAAUAGAGGAUGGUGAUCUCAGACUCGAUGGGUUCGGCGAGCUAAUUGGUCACACGUCAUGUCGUCCAGGUCACAUUGAGAAUAUUAGGUUCUUGUGAGAUAAUAAAAUAAUAAUUAUUAUUGGUCA